Molecule: messenger RNA, 4419 nt
Organism: Odocoileus virginianus texanus
Lineage: Eukaryota; Metazoa; Chordata; Mammalia; Artiodactyla; Cervidae
Source: RefSeq, a predicted model, not a curated record
UUUUUGUUGUUUUUUUUUUUUUUUUCCUUUUUCAAGAGAAUUCCCGAUCCCCACCUCGCCUCCCCAGCACCGCCGCCGCGUACUGGCUUUGUUUUUACGAUUUCCCCCCAACGAAUCACUUGUCAGAUCAAUUCUGUCUUCCCCCUCCUCCCUCCUUCCCGCUCUCCCCUCCUCCCCCAUCGAAAACCCCGUUCUCCGAGGUUAGACAUUUUACAAACCAUAUAUGCUGUUGGUCCGAUUGUGAUUUUCCCCCCCUUAACCCCUCUUUUCCGUGACUACUCUUCCAGACGCUUAUCUGCCCUUCCCCCGCCUAGGGGGGCGAGGGUAAAGGAGGAGAAAAUAAUACAAUUUCAGGGGAAGUCGCCUUCAGGUCUGCUGCUGCUUUUUUUUUUUUUUUUAUUUAAAAAAAAAAAAAAAAAAGGACAUAGAAAACAUCAUUCUUGAACUUCUCUUCGAGAACCCGAGCUGCAAAGGAAAUCUCCUUUGUUUUUGUUAUUUAUAUGCUGUCAAGUUUUGAAGUGGUGAUCUUCAGAGACUGACUGAGUAUGGAUCAUUUGAAUGAGGCAACUCAGGGGAAAGAACAUUCAGAAAUGUCUAACAAUGUGAGUGAUGCGAAGGGCCCGCCAGCCAAGAUUGCCCGCCUGGAACAGAACGGGAGCCCGCUAGGACGAGGAAGGCUUGGGAGCACAGGUGCAAAAAUGCAGGGAGUGCCUUUGAAACACUCGGGUCAUCUGAUGAAAAGCACCCUGAGGAAAGGAACCAUGCUCCCGGUUUUCUGCGUGGUGGAACAUUAUGAAAAUGCCAUUGAAUACGAUUGUAAGGAGGAGCAUGCAGAAUUUGUGUUGGUGAGGAAGGAUAUGCUUUUCAACCAGCUGAUAGAAAUGGCCUUGCUGUCUCUGGGUUAUUCACAUAGUUCUGCUGCCCAGGCCAAAGGGCUGAUCCAGGUUGGGAAGUGGAAUCCGGUCCCACUGUCUUACGUGACAGAUGCCCCCGAUGCUACAGUAGCAGAUAUGCUUCAAGACGUGUAUCAUGUGGUCACAUUGAAAAUUCAGUUACACAGUUGCCCCAAACUGGAAGACCUGCCUCCCGAGCAGUGGUCGCACACCACCGUGAGGAACGCGUUGAAGGACUUGCUGAAGGAUAUGAAUCAGAGCUCCUUGGCGAAGGAGUGCCCCCUCUCACAGAGCAUGAUCUCCUCCAUUGUGAACAGCACUUACUAUGCAAAUGUCUCAGCGGCAAAAUGUCAAGAAUUUGGAAGGUGGUACAAACAUUUCAAGAAGACAAAAGAUAUGAUGGUGGAAAUGGAUAGUCUGUCGGAGCUGUCCCAGCAGGGUGCCAACCACGUCAGCUUCGGCCAGCAGCCCGCCCCGGGGAGCACGGCGGAGCAGCCCCCCUCGCCUGCCCAGCUGUCCCACGGCAGCCAGCCAUCCGUGCGGACGCCGCUGCCCAACCUGCACCCUGGGCUGGUGUCGACGCCCAUCAGCCCUCAGCUGGUCAACCAGCAGCUGGUGAUGGCCCAGCUGCUCAACCAGCAAUAUGCCGUGAACAGACUCCUAGCCCAGCAGUCCUUAAACCAACAGUACUUGAACCACCCUCCCCCCGUCAGCAGGUCUAUGAAUAAACCUUUGGAGCAGCAGGUUUCCACCAACACAGAGGUGUCUUCCGAAAUCUACCAGUGGGUACGUGAUGAACUGAAACGGGCAGGAAUCUCCCAGGCAGUAUUUGCACGUGUGGCUUUUAACAGAACUCAGGGCUUGCUUUCAGAAAUCCUCCGAAAGGAAGAGGAUCCCAAGACUGCGUCCCAGUCUUUGCUGGUAAACCUUCGGGCUAUGCAGAAUUUCUUGCAGUUACCGGAAGCUGAGAGAGAUCGAAUUUACCAGGAUGAAAGGGAAAGGAGCCUGAAUGCGGCCUCGGCGAUGGGUCCUGCCCCGCUGAUUAGCACACCGCCCAGCCGCCCUCCCCAGGUGAAAACAGCUACUAUCGCCACUGAGAGGAAUGGGAAACCAGAGAACAGUACCAUGAACAUUAAUGCUUCCAUUUACGACGAGAUUCAGCAGGAAAUGAAGCGUGCUAAAGUUUCCCAAGCUCUGUUUGCAAAGGUGGCAGCUACCAAAAGCCAGGGGUGGCUGUGUGAGCUGUUACGCUGGAAAGAAGACCCUUCUCCAGAAAACAGGACCCUGUGGGAGAACCUCUCCAUGAUCCGAAGGUUCCUCAGCCUCCCCCAGCCGGAACGCGAUGCCAUCUACGAACAGGAGAGCAACGCGGUGCAUCACCACGGCGACCGGCCGCCGCACAUCAUCCACGUGCCCGCCGAGCAGAUUCAGGUUCGUGCACCUCGGCCGCUGCAAGGAGAGUCUAGAGGCAUUGGGCCCCAAGGCUGGCACUGCUCCACAGGUGAGCAGGCACAGGUUAGCCAGCCAGAGGGGGACACACAGAAGGCUGGUGCUGAGACCUGCUCCCUGGUCGGGAUGCUCAGCCUUGGAAAGGCCACGCUAACAGUGGUGUUGGCCAAAUACACUGCGCCCACAGGCUGGCCUGCGUUUGUGUCCGGCACCCGUCCCCACCUUCCGAUCCCGGCAGGUCAUGUGCUCGCUCCUUCCAGGCCCCUGUGUGCCGCGCGCGAAGCCGCACGCGCAGUGCCUAGGUGUUGCGCAGGAGCCGGGCCUGCGCAGUGGCCAGGCGUUGCGCAGGGGCCGAGCAUGCGCAGUGGCCCGGCACGCGCAAUGACCAGGCGUUGCGCAGGGACCGAGCAUGCGCAGUGGCCAGGCACGCGCAGUGGCCAGGCGCGCGGGCCGGGCACGUGCGGCGCCGCUGAUUUUGUGCCGGUGUUUCCCCGCAUCGCGGCGGCGCCGGCCGAGGCGGAGGACGAGAGCCGGCCGAAGGCGCGGCCGCGGACCAAGAUCUCAGUGGAGGCGCUGGGCAUCCUGCAGAGCUUCAUGCAGGACGUGGGGCUGCACCCGGACGAGGAGGCCAUCCAGACGCUGUCGGCGCAGCUGGACCUGCCGCAGCACACCGUCAUCAAGUUCUUCCAGAACCAGCGCUACCACCUCAAGCACCACGGCCGGCUGAAGGACCACGCGGGCCUGGAGGUGGACGUGGCCGACUACAAGGACGACGAGCUGCUGCCGGACCCGGAUGAGGCUGCGCCGGGCGCGGGCGCCAGCCCGCUCUUCGCGGUGAAGCUCGAGGACGAGCCGGCGGCUGACGGCAGCACGGACGCGAGCGCCGACGCCAGGGACUGAGCUGCGGGCCCCCAGCCGCGCCCCCGGCCGGGGUCCGCCCCGCCGUCCAGCCGGGGAGUCGUCAGAAACUUGCACAAACGGGAACGUCGAGAAAGGCUGACACUGACUGCACUAAACGUUUUCCUCUCUCUUACGAACUGCUUGGCAGCCCCAGGUGAAGCAUCGGAUUGUUUGGUAUUAAAAAUGGAAAAUUUGUGUUCACGGAACACACCCGGGUGUGUGUGCCCGUAAGCAUGAUAACCAGUGAUUUUUUUUUUAAUUUUAUAAUUAUUAUUCUGGAGCCUCAAAACAAGCAUUAUAACUUCUGUGAUUAUCAUUUCCUUCCUUUGUUUCUGUAACACUUCACACUUAUCUUUGGAAACUCGCCCCUUGUUUUAAAAAAGAAAAAGAGUUUGUUACUCUAUUGUAUGUUGCAGAAGAACUAUAGACUGUGGAAUGCAGUUUGAAGAUGACAUAUGCCAACAAAUGCCUUGUAUUAUAUGGCACUGCCGUAAUUCAAAUUUGUUUUUAUUUUGGAAAUAAAAGUUCACUGUAAUUUUUUUCAUUCUCAUUGUUACAAGAUUUUUUAAAAAAUGAAAAGAAAAUGUGAAACACAAUUUAGUCCUCAUUAUUUAUUUGUAGAUCCUGCAGCAUCAUGUUGUAAUUAAUUUUUGGAAGUUUCCGUUAAAUGUAAUAUUGCUUCUCUUGUUACCAUACUGGUUCUUUUCUAUUUAUAAAUGUAUUUUGAUGGGCAGUAAAACAAAGUGUCUUAAAAGUUUUAAAUAGAUAAAAUGUGCUUUACACAGUUGCCUAUAAAAAGUGCUCUAUGUUAUCCAAGCAAUUCAUACUAUAAGCUUCACUCUUAUUGUUGUAUGCAAUUUUUACUAUCAUGCAAAUAAGCUUAGGUUAAUAAAACUAAUAGAUCACCUUAGAAAAUUAUGCAAUUAAUGUGAAAAUAAUUGAUGUUUGCAACGUGUCUUCCUUUGGUUUACAAUCAAUUUUAAAGCUACAUCUGUAUAAAAUUUCUGUAUAAAGGUGUUAUUUCUUUUUUAUGAGUUUAUGGCUAUGAAAACACCAGCUAUUUUGUUACAGCUGGCUGUUUUUAUAAGUGUAUCACAAUUUUCUUUAUGCAGAAAUGUUCUGAUUAGGAGUGGUUAUUGACUGUAACUACACAAUUAAAAUUGUUUGUAUGGUAUGA